Cynocephalus volans (Philippine flying lemur) is the source of this 5282-nucleotide messenger RNA. It is a transcript of the gene LRCH1, whose product is annotated as leucine rich repeats and calponin homology domain containing 1. The record is from RefSeq and is a predicted model, not a curated record. The transcript has 19 exons. Gene Ontology annotation, molecular function: protein binding. Bases 458 to 2923 code for a protein of 821 amino acids. Lineage: Eukaryota; Metazoa; Chordata; Mammalia; Dermoptera; Cynocephalidae.
CGCGCUAGAGUCGGCGGGCUGCUAGCUCGAGCCCAGCUCCACCUCUGCCUGCCGGGCACUCACAGACGUCUAACUUCCUCCCUAGACUGGGGAGACAAUCUUCCCGCUCCUGAGGCUCCCGGAUCAGUGAGAUAAUUUACGUGGACUACCUAGACCAGUGCCUGGUUUAUUGUAAGCUCCCAACCCCCAUGCCAAGGUCAUCGGUCGGGCUGACCCCAUGGUGAAAACUGCUUCUUGGGGAACUGGGGUCGAACAGCCAGAAUAACUCGCAGAACCGAGAUAACUCUCUCCUCCUCGUGAUCCACAGUAUUUCAAAUCCCAUCCACUGCCUCGCCGCCGUUUGCUCAGAUCCCCUAAAUUAACCUCCUAGGCGGCAAAGGGAGGCCCAGCGGGGUUCGGCAUCUGGCCAAAAAGUACGCCCUGCCCCCCGCCCCCGAGUACGCUGACUGCGGGGCGGAUGGCAGCGAAGCGGCUCGGAAGCAGGCUCGGGGCUGGACUGACAGCGUGGGGGAAAGAGGAGGAGAGAACGGGCUGCGGAGGAGGGGAGAGCCGCCGGGAGGAGGGCGCAGGGGCGGGCGGAGACACAUGCGCGCUGCCGCCCCGGCGCCGCCGCCGCCGCCGCCGCAGUCCUCAGCUUCCCGGGGACAGGAAACCUUCAAGACCCAGCUGCCACGGCGCGCUCCCCGUGCGCCCCCAUUCUGCGCGCCUCCGCACACCCUCCUCCAGUCUUUCCAGCCUUUUGCGGUGGGGCACUGCAGGAACUCAGCCCGAGCUGCCGUCUUCCCCUCUGGGGAAAGCUGUGACCCCCCCCCGCAGGAGUGGCGGGGCGGGGUGGGGGGACCCGGAGAAGAUGGCGACGCCGGGAAGCGAACCCCAACCUUUCGUCCCUGCCCUCUCGGUGGCUACCCUGCACCCACAUCAUCAUCCCCACCACCACCACCACCACCACUCGCACCACGGAGGAACCGGAGCCGGCAGUGGAGCCGGCGGCGGCAGCGGUGGCUUCAACCUGCCCUUGAACCGGGGUCUGGAGCGCGCGCUGGAGGAGGCGGCCAACUCCGGGGGGUUGAACCUCAGCGCCAGGAAACUGAAGGAAUUUCCCAGGACCGCGGCCCCCGGGCACGACCUCUCAGACACAGUGCAGGCAGAUUUAUCUAAAAACAGACUGGUUGAAGUUCCAAUGGAAUUGUGCCAUUUUGUAUCACUGGAAAUUCUUAAUCUGUAUCACAACUGUAUCAGAGUCAUUCCUGAGGCCAUCGUUAAUCUGCAGAUGCUGACUUACUUAAACUUGAGUCGAAAUCAGCUGUCUUCCCUGCCCGCCUGCCUGUGUGGUCUGCCUCUCAAAGUCUUAAUCGCAAGUAACAACAAACUUGGAUCACUACCGGAAGAGAUGGGUCAGCUCAAACAGUUAAUGGAGUUGGAUGUGAGCUGCAACGAGAUCACAGCGUUGCCCCAGCAAAUAGGUCAAUUGAAAUCUCUACGAGAACUGAAUGUCAGAAGAAAUUACCUUAAAGUUUUACCACAAGAACUAGUAGACCUUCCCUUGGUAAAGUUUGACUUUUCCUGCAACAAAGUGCUCGUGAUCCCGAUUUGUUUUAGAGAGAUGAAGCAGCUGCAAGUGUUACUGCUUGAGAAUAACCCUCUGCAGUCGCCUCCAGCACAGAUUUGCACAAAGGGAAAAGUGCACAUAUUUAAGUAUUUGAGCAUACAAGCAUGCCAGAUUAAGACAGCUGACUCUCUUUACCUCCAUGCCAUGGAGAGGCCACAUUUACACCAGCACGUGGAAGACAGCAAGAAGGAUUCUGAUUCAGGAGUUGGAAGUGAUAAUGGAGAUAAGCGAUUGUCUGCCACCGAGCCUUCUGAUGAAGACACUGUUAGCCUCAAUGUACCAAUGUCAAAUAUCAUGGAAGAGGAACAGAUCAUCAAGGAGGACUCGUGCCAUCGCCUUAGCCCAGUUAAAGGGGAAUUUCAUCAGGAAUUUCAACCAGAGCCUUCCCUUUUGGGUGUCAACGACAACUCAGGAGAAGAAAGAAACCAGUUUACGGAUGGAGCAGAUGUUCUCCAUUCGGAAUUUAUGAAAUACAAGGCAAGGGCCGAACACUGUGAAGAGCUGUUACGGAUAGAAGAGGACACGCACUGGCAGGUGGAGGGAGUAAUAAGUUCAUCCAAAGAUCAGGACGUGGAUAUAGCGAUGAUUGAGCAGCUCAGAGAAGCCGUAGAUUUGCUCCAAGAUCCCAAUGGAUUAAACACAGAUAUUACAGAAAGAAGUAUUUUAAACUUAUAUCCUAUGGGAUCAGCAGACGCUUUAGAAUUACAAGACUCUGCACUAAAUGGUCAAGUACAGCUGGAAACAUCUCCCGUGAAUGAGGUGCAAAAUGAUCUAACAUUACAGAGUAAUGGGAGCCAGUAUUCUCCAAAUGAGAUCUCCCCUGCAGACUCUCCUACCACAAACAGCACAGCUCCAUUUGGCUUGAAGCCUCGAUCGGUGUUUCUAAGACCUCAGAGAAAUUUGGAAUCUAUAGACCCACAGUUUACAAUUCGGAGGAAAAUGGAGCAGAUGAGAGAAGAAAAAGAGCUGGUGGAACAACUCCGUGAGAGCAUCGAGAUGAGACUGAAGGUCACUCUCCAUGAAGACCUGGGGGCGGCACUCAUGGAUGGUGUCGUCCUCUGCCAUCUGGUCAACCACAUCCGCCCGCGGUCUGUUGCAAGCAUCCAUGUCCCCUCGCCAGCCGUUCCCAAACUUAGCAUGGCCAAAUGCAGAAGAAAUGUGGAAAACUUUUUGGAAGCCUGCCGAAAAUUAGGAGUACCAGAGGAAAAACUAUGUCUACCCCAUCACAUCCUUGAAGAGAAAGGCCUGGUCAAAGUGGGCAUUACCGUUCAAGCAUUACUAGACGUCACCAUCACGAAGGCUCUAUUCACAUGAAAGCAACCCCGUUCCUUUGGGUCCACGCAGACUCUUCCCCCAUCAGGGAUCCUGGACUUGCUCCCAGCACCUAUUCCACCCUCUCUCCCACUCACUGCCUGUCAUUCCCCGACUCUAGUCGCAUGGAGGAGGUUUUCAGUCUAAGGGAGGAUCUUCUGCCUUGCAGAGCUGACCUCCGACGUGAAGACUGGACAGGUAUUUGUCCUGAGACCACAGAGGGAGCUGGUGAGGGACUGAGCAGCACGUCCACGCCGGUGCCUCCCUCCUCCCUUCCACGCUCACCGACUGCCAUUACCAGAACGCCAAGCACAAGACGCAUUUGUUCUAUUAAAGCCAAACUCAUUAGAUAUUUAGUGGGGGGAGGGGGGCACAAUCGGGUUUUUCACCACCAAAUUUUUCAAGAAGUUUCUUGAGACCAUUGCCUUUUAAAAAACUAUUUUCGACAUACAAAAUAUUUAUAUAAAUAUUAUUUAUUAGUGAGUUGUUAUUCAUCCUUUGGAUGCAAAUUGUAAAUUAGGAAACUAUUUUAUUACUGCUUUUUUGUGGUUAAACACUUUAUUUUAAUAUUAUAAAUAUUGAGUUAUUUUCUAUCUUCUUUGGUGUGCAGUAGUUCUGGGUCUCAGUAAUCAUGUUUUCUGAUGUACAGUCUAUGAUUCAGAAAAAAAAAAAUUAAGCAAAAAACAGGUGCUUCUGUGACAAAGAACUGUUUCCUGGGGAGGAGUUUUUUUUACACUUUGGUUUGUGGAACAUUGGUCUUAUUUAUAUUUCUGCAUUCCAUGCAGUUUCCUACAUUCCAGCAGCCCUAUUGUCCCCCAAUAUAAUGAACUGACUGAAAUCGAGAGCACCCCAAAGUUAUUUGUAAAUAGCUGUGAUGGAAAAAAAAAAAAAAAGACAUAUUAAACUUGAAGAUAAAAUGUGAACAAUUAUUUUUUUGGAUUCAUACUUCUUUUGCUAUGCACAAAACAUUCACAUUUUAACACAGAGAAGUAACUAGUGUUAGCAUCAUGUGUGUCUUGAAGUAUGAUUUUGCACUGUAACUUGGGUUACAUUGAAGACAGUCUGGCACCAAAGUUAGAUAGAGAGGAAAUGGCAUAGGUAAGUGGAGAUGAUAAAAAGUUUAUUGUUUAACCAAAAAGUUUUUUAAAGGAAGCUUCAACUGAGUGAUCAAAGAUUACUCCAGGCACGUAGGACCUGGAUCAGGAAACCAAUACUUCUUACAACUGCCAGUUUUAAAAGAGGAAAUAAUUCUGAGAUGUAGACAUGCUCAUUUUAUUGUGGUUUAGUGGGUGGUUUUCAAAGUAGUCCGUAAAAUACUGCAAGAUUCACGUGAAACCUCAGAAGUGAGGCAUGAAGCUACGUGCAGCCCCCAGGCGGGCUGAGGAGGGGGUUUAGUAAGUGGAGUUUGUGAGGCUGAGUGGCCCAGGGGCGAGCAAGCUCAAACAGAACAGGAUAGAGAAGAACCAGCAAAAGAAAGCAACCGGCUUGGUAUGAGAGAUGCACAGAAAGCUUCACCAGGCACAGCAAGCUAGUUUAGACAGUUCCAUGGAUCUACACUCACGCUGCAGUUACAGAUAUCCCAGCAAUUAAUCUUCUAAGUCUUGUGCCUGCUGUCUGCACUCACACCUCUGUGAAAAGCCAUUAGAAGUUUUUAGAGCAGCAGCAGCCACAAUUUGUAAGACACUGUAAAGGUCAAUACAAAAGAAAAGACACCAGGAGAAGGACAGUGUACAUUCAACACAGACUAACACCAACCUACGCACAGGCUGCCCUCCCUCUAGGGAGGAUGGAGGGGUUUCUGAAAAUGGAAAUUCGGAUUGGCAGCUAGCAAUUAUUUCCUAUCAAAUGUACUGUGCACUUUAUCCUAACUUAAAAUAUAUCUUAAUAUUUUCCUAUACUGCACAAAUAUCUGUUUUGUCAAAUAGCAGAAUGAUGUAAAGAAGAAAGACAUUUUGGACAAAGUGUAUUCAAUUUAAGUAACAUUCAAAGGUUGAAUAUAUACAUAGGAAUUUAGACUGCUGCACCUUCGUGGGCAUUCAGAAUGCAGGGUCCUGAAAUAUUUUUUUUACAUGUAUAUAUGGAAACAUGAAGCUCUGUAAUCAUUGUUUUGAGAGAUUUUUUUCAAAAUUAAAAUAUUUCUUUUGAUAUUAAUUUUUAGUAUUUUCUUGAAGUUGGCUGUAUAAUAUAAAUGGCUUCAGUAUUUUGUAAAUGGCUUUCUUUUCUUUACAUGCAGUCUUUGUAUAGCUAAGACGUCUUCGAGAUCCUUGUACACUGUUUAUAAGUGCAAUAAAAUGUGCAUGGCCAGCCGAAUUACCAUAGUGGGCAGAAUGUGUAUAGUGCAAAUAUCCUUCCUUUCAUUAUU